AUGUUCGCCCGUCCUAGACCCAAGAAGAGCAUCCUGCCGCCGCUGUCCAGGAAGCGCAAGACCACACAUGCGAUCGAGGAGAUCAACUUUGACCAGGAUGCUCGGCAAGACUACCUGACCGGAUUCCACAAGCGGAAGCUGCAGCGGACCAAGAAGGCGCAGGAGGAGGCUGCCAAGAGAGAGCGCCAGGAGAAACUCGAUACCAGGAAACAGCUGCGUGAAGGCAGGAAAAGAGAGGUGGAAGACCACGUAGACCACGUCAACAAGCUGCUGCGGGAGGCCGCGCGGGCGGGCGGCGUCAGCGACCAGGAGGGCUCGGACGACGACGAGGCCGACGAGUGGGACGGGCUGCCGGACGCGCCGGCGCCGGCGCCGCUGGACCAGGCGAUAGACCACGAGGAGGAGUACAUCGACGAGGACAAGUACACAUCCGUGACGGUCGAGUCGGUCAGCGUCUCGCGCGACGGGCUGCACAAGCCCGAGGAGGAGCCGUCGUCCGAGGACGAGGCCGAGCGGGUGCGCAGGGAGGCCGAGGCCCGGGUGGCGGCCGAGAGGGAGAAGGCGGCCCGUCCGCCCAAGAAGAAGAAGCCCAAGUUCCGGUACGAGACGAAACACGAGAGGUCCAUCACCAACAAGAAGCAGAAGAUAAAAAAGGCAAAGGCGAGGGACAGCCGUCUUGAGCGGUAA
Messenger RNA from Neoarthrinium moseri, 687 nucleotides. RefSeq lists its product as uncharacterized. Bases 1 to 687 code for a protein of 228 amino acids. Lineage: Eukaryota; Fungi; Ascomycota; Sordariomycetes; Amphisphaeriales; Apiosporaceae. The record is from RefSeq and is a predicted model, not a curated record. The transcript is spliced from 2 exons. Gene Ontology annotation, molecular function: RNA binding. Gene Ontology annotation, cellular component: nucleolus.